Molecule: messenger RNA, 1752 nt
Organism: Copidosoma floridanum
Lineage: Eukaryota; Metazoa; Arthropoda; Insecta; Hymenoptera; Encyrtidae
Product: ess-2 splicing factor homolog
Cellular component (GO): catalytic step 2 spliceosome
Source: RefSeq, a predicted model, not a curated record
UUUCCAGAAAAAUUCGUUUUUGUCGAUUCUCAAGUUUAUUCAACAGUUUUUAGUACGUACUGUGGCUCCUGUAUUAAAAAAAUGAUCGAUUGAAGCGUGAGUGGCAACCAUAGCUACCUAUACCCGUGCAAUGUCGCGUACAAAACUUCCUCCAGCUCGAACGUCGUGACAUUGCCCAGCUUCUGCAAUAUUGGGACUAUCUUUGGAAACAGCAACGAAAAACCAUGUUUUCCCCGUUGACGUUGAGCUCGCCCUCGAUGAGCUCGCCAGGAUCAGUGGCCCUGGAGACGGCCAAAAGCCUGAAGGACCAGGUGACGUUCAAAGUGCCAACGGCUCCAGCGAAGAGGAGCAGAGCCAGGGUCCUCGACGAGGAGAGCUACAUCGAGAAGGUGGGCGAGAUCAUACAGAGGGACUUUUUCCCCGACUUGGAGAAGCUCAAGGCGCAGACCGAGUACAUCGAGGCUCAGGAGCACAAUGACAUCAAGAAGAUGAGACAGCUGUACGAGAAGUACAGCUUUGGGCGACCGCGACCCGAGAGGCUGCCCAGUCCUGCAACGUUCGAGACUCCCGUCAGUAAAGGAAACGUGGAAGAGGACGAAGAAUCUGUGGCUGCCGAUGCUGCGAGUGAAGCCAAACAGGACAAGAGCGAGGAAAGGAAGGUUGGGCUCGAUGAGUUUUUGAGCAACAAUACCAGCGAGGACAACGCUAGCUUCGAGGACAUAUUGGUGGAGAGUGACAAGAAACACAGGCUCAAGUAUGCUUGGCUCUACAAGCCAGAGUCGGAGCCACAGCUCGCUAUAGAGAACAGUAAGCUUUUGGCUAUCGAAAAUGGGAGUGCAAAAAGGCCAUUUGCCAUAGACACUUGGAGUUACAAAAAUAAGAACUACAUAAUGUAUAUACCCGAUGGAGUCGAGUUGACUGCGGAGGAGAAAAUCGAAUUUGCCAAGAGGAGGCAGGAGGUUGUGCAUUCUAAUACAAGGUUGAAAAUUAAUCCUUUCAACGAGCAGCAGAAUAAGGAAACCAUCAGUGAACUAGCGAAGAUACAGUCCAAGACGAAUGAUGGAAAGAUAGGCAUAGACGGCAAGGAAAUACUAAAAAAUGAGACGCCAAACGUAAAUGGGUAUACUUUUGUGGCAACACCAAGUCUGAGUCCGAGUCCAAUGCCUAGUCCCAUGCCCGAAGAUAUAUUAGGUAGUCCUAUCAUGACUUGGGGUUUCAUUGAUGGAACUCCAUUUAGACUGGACGGUGGUGAUACUCCUGUGGUGCAUGUGAGUCAAGGUCCUUCUUUUAGAAUGGCAGAACCGCCCAAAAGAGAAAAAAUUGCUCUGCAAUUGGCAGAAAAAGCUGGAGAAAGAAAUCGAGACAAAAAAAUGAAAGCUUUGAAUGCUGCAAGGAGAUCUCUGGCAACGCCUUCACCAUCGCCAAGAUCAACAAUUGAUCGCUUGAAUACUAUGUCACCAGCUGCAAGAAGAUUCGCGACACAGAAGCUACGAGUAACCGUCAGCCCAUCACCAAACAGAUCACCAUCCGUGAGAACACCUUUGUUGGGAGUCAGGACGCCUAACACGCCGAGGUCUGGUACAUCUUGUAUGAAAAUUGGUGGGAAUGAUAUUGGCUUGAAACCACAAAUGCCUAUAUUGACUGACAACCUACUGAAAUUACCUCAGAGGCAAAGAGCCGCUGAUUUCUUUAACGAUUAACUUUAAUGAUAAAAAAAACUUGUUGGUUAUAUUUUGAGAAAACUUAAAAAAG